AUGGAAGGUAUUGGGACAGCAUCUGCGAUAUUACAACUAUCUGGGACAGCCGCCAAGGCGUCUUUGCAGCUUUACGAAAUCAUCGUGACAAUUCGAGAUGCCCCGCGCGAGCUCUGUGUUCUUGGAGAUGACGUAGAGGCUCUGAGCACUCUUCUGUCCAACCUGCAACGAUCUUUGGAGUCUCCCCAGACACAAAAUGCCGUGGACAAAGACUCUGAAAUUCGGAAGGUCAUGGAUGGCCUUCAAGGCCUCAUUAAAAGAUGCGAGAAGACGUGCCAACAAAUAAAAGAAUACCUGAGCUCGUGCAUCCGGAAUGAAAAACCGGACAAAGCCUCAAUUGAGGGCAAGGAUGGAGAUAGUAGUGCAAUCGCCGAGCCCCUACCGUUGAUGGGAUCGAUUAAUAGGGUAGCAUGGCUCUUCAAGCGAAAAGAUGUGUUCCUGCGGGUGUCUGAGCUACAACGCACAAAACAGCUCUUUUCUGACGCCAUGGGCACUCUCACACUGCUUGUUACUCUGAGGAUAUCAGGGAUAUCUGCCGGGCCUGAUGACUCGGCUCCUGCUGUCGGUUCGAAUAGAUGUCCAUUCGAUGACGACGCAGGAUCAGCAAUAGUCCGCUGGGCGACAACGGUCCACUCCCAGAGCCUGUCAGUAAGCAACACAAGCACUACUUCCCCGACUCAAACUCCAUCGCGACCGGCGACGCCCAAGCCGGUCGAUCCUGAGCUCGCGCAGGAGCUCUUUGAAGUCGUUAAACGCGGCUCCAUUCGCCUUGUGGAGCUCUUGCUGGAUUGUGUUGAUAUCAACACCCGGCGGCCUCGAGAUGGCCGCACCGCACUGUCAUUCGCCGCUGAGUUGGGUAAUGUAAACAUGACGAAGUUUCUUCUGGACCACGGUGCCCGAGUCGACAUUCGCCAGUACACCCGUAGCUGUGCAGACAGUAAGGGCCCUACUUUCAUUGGCGGACGCACCCCACUGCACUGGGCAGCGGACUCGGGGGCCUCAGCCAAGGGGGAGAUCAUUAAGCUCUUGCUGGACCAUGGGGCAAAUCCAAAUGCGGCCACUAGUGCAGGCCGACCGGCACUGCAAUUUGUGUGCAUACAAGGUGAUUGCAAGUCAGCCAGAAUCCUCUUGGAUAGAGGCGCGGAUGUGAACUUCAGAACUUUCCAUCAUGGCUGGUGUGCUGUGAGUGAAGCGGCGCAUCACAAUCACACCGAACUUCUGAAGGUCCUCCUGGACUACAAGCCGUUACUGGACGUCAAUGUUGAUCUCAAAGGCGAUCGAAAGGCGCCCUUACACAGUGCUGUCUGCAACCGCAAUACUGAAUUCAUGAAAUUACUACUCCAGAACGGCGCUGAUCCCGAUAUCGGCAUGUUCGAAGAUAACACUCCUUUGCAUCUUGCUGCCGCUAUGGGCUGGUUGGAAGGUAUCAAUAUACUCCUGGAUUGGAACGCCUCGAUCGAUGCGCAGGAUGCUUUUCUCUUUGAGACACCUCUACACAAGGCGGCACGAAACCGGAAGGUGAAAAUAUGUCAGCUUCUGUGCCAACGUGGUGCUGAUCCAGCAGUUGAGGAUAUCGACGGGCUGGAUUAUCAGGCUAUUCUGAAUUGCACGCAGCGGUAUCCUGAUGACUGGAAGGUCAAUCCGGACAAGGUUUAUUUCCUGUCUUGA
Aspergillus nomiae NRRL 13137 is the source of this 1668-nucleotide messenger RNA. RefSeq lists its product as uncharacterized. NCBI's taxonomy places the organism in Eukaryota, Fungi, Ascomycota, Eurotiomycetes, Eurotiales, Aspergillaceae. The transcript is spliced from 3 exons. Gene Ontology annotation, molecular function: protein binding; transcription cis-regulatory region binding. Gene Ontology annotation, cellular component: nucleus. Gene Ontology annotation, biological process: positive regulation of transcription by RNA polymerase II. The record is from RefSeq and is a predicted model, not a curated record. The coding region runs from base 1 to 1668 and encodes 555 amino acids.